ACAAAUUUCUGCAUAUUAUUGCCACCAGACGACAAACCUUCUCUAGCUAGCUAGCUAGUAGCUUCCUCUGUAUAUUUUUAUAGGAUGCUGUUGAUCGACUCGAGGCAAAUCUGAGUGUCUCUCCAUUGUGUAAAAAUAGAGAACUGUUGUAUUUGUAUGUGAUGAUGAUAGAUCUAGGAACAGGGGAAGUAUGGAAUCACUGGAAUUGAUAAUGGAGCUCCUUCUUUUCCUUUGGAUUCUUGCCAUUUGGUCACAAUUUGUUGUCUGUACAUUCUGUAAGUGCACUCAUGAACCCAUCAGUCUAUAGUUAAGGUGGGAUGUAUUGAGUUUGGAAUGAGAGGCCUGCUGAGACAUAGUUAUACUUGCUGGAUUUGGCUAGCUAAGCUAGGUACUAUAUUAUGUGGAGUUCGAUGCUCUGUUCUUGCAUUGUUCUGUUACAUAUUGUCCGAAAAAAAUAGACUUACAUGUAUUAAAUUCCAUAUUUACACAAAUUAUAUAAUGUCGUGAGAUUAAAUCAAUCGGUUAAUAUUAUUUGGAAUAUCUGGAUUUCAGAGCCGGGAAUCGGUUGGUUCGUUAACGAGUCUUAUAUCAUUUACUAUGACACUAUAUCAAAUGAAUAUCAACUCAAUAUGAGGUUGAAAUUUGCACCGAGUUCUGAAUACCAUGUGAUCAGCACUCACAAAACCUCUCGGUUUUCGAAAGCUCUGAUGCCAGGUCAAGAACAACGCGGUCAGUUUGGUUGUUUUGAAACUUUAACCAUGAGUCUUUGGGGUUGUGGUUCGGACACGAGAUCUCUCGGUGAUCGAAACCUCUAAUACCACGUCAAGAGUCGUUUAGUCUCAGUGACUCGAGAUGUUGAGAGAUGUUCAAUCAUAAAUCUUAUACAAUUUACAAACAUCCAGAUGUGACAAUUUCAGGUCGUUGAAAACUAUGAUAUCAUGUCAGAAACUAUUUUAUCUCAAAAUCGAGAAUUUGUUUGCCUCGUGAAUAACUCGAGUUUUUUUUCCCUGUACUACGUUCUAAGGAACAUGAGUCGUGGUUGGAGGGUGGAUCCAAACACAAGACUUUUUUUUUUUUUUUGCUAAGCAAAUCCCAUACUUUUGACACUUGAAUUACAACGGAAAGAUGGAUUCAUCAGAUCUAACACCUUUUUUCAAGUGAGUCCAAUGCUCUAAACACCCGAAUUACAACCUAUUUUGUUGAUAUGAAUAACUCAUGCAGUUUGUUGAAUGACACUUGAAGGUGAACAGACUGCAAAGAACGUAGAUCCUCCUUUCAAAGCAAUGAUGUGUAUGGGUAAUGAGAGAGUUGUCAUUUUCUAGCCUAAGAAAUCAUGGAAAUUGCAGAAACCACUCCAUGGUUACAUUACUAUCAUGCAAGUGAAAAAGACACUGCAUUCUUUCCUAGCUGGUUCUCUAAUUUCUUAUCUUACCAUCCUUUUUCAAGGUGGAAAAAAGAAAAAGAAGAAGAAGAAGAACCCUUUACGAUGAUCAUCACGAGGAUAAUAAUUAAGACAUGAUUCUGUACUUCGAAUUCCACACACUGUGUUUUAAAAUAGUAACAAAACAAAAAAACAACAUAGGGAACUGGUGUUUCAUGUGCUGGAGGUUUGGUUUUUCGAUUGAUUCCUUGAUAACUGAGACUGCUGCGGCAACGUACCGGCAGCGGCCUUCCUUUUGGUUUUCUCGUGGCGGCCCUCGAGAAGUCAACGGGGAUUUGAGUUUUUGUUCGAAUGAUGGUGGAAAAUUCCAUGCUGAUUUGAAUUUUUUUUUUAUUGAUUUGAAUGGUUAUUUGGAUCAUUGUAGUUAUUGGUUUGAACUGGUUUUCGAUAUGGUUCACUCAUGAAACCAUUAUUCACUUCCAACAAUUUCAUGUAGUCGCAACACCGAUCAAAAACGAAUACUAAAAAGGAUGAUCGCGGAUUCUCAUCAACGGAUUAUACAGGUGACUCGAAUAAUAAAUGUUCUACAAAGAUGAAACCCAGACAACUAAAAAUGUUUCAACUAGUUACUCGACAAGACACCUCGGUGACAAAAUAGUUACCAUAUCCACAAUGACCCAUUAACCCCUGUUACUAACAAGUUGAGUUAAUCAAAAGUGUAUAAUAUACCUACACCAGUCCUUUUCAAAGCAUGAUGAAUUUUAGCUUUAAUUUGACAUACAAGGUUCACUAAUGAAACCACUUAUAAAUAUCCGAAAGAUUAUGUAGGUGAGUCGGUGACUGAAAUAAAAUGUUCUAUAAAAGAUGAAACUCAGACAACUAUACGUUUUGACUAAUUAUGUGACAAGACACCUUAAUGACAAAAUGAUUAUUGUAAUGAAAAUGACCCAACAACUUCCUCAAUUUAAGUAAUCCAAGAAAUUAGUUAGAUUAACAACUACAGCUCAACUGUUUCCUUCAUCUGAUGCUGAUCUACUACAUAUAUUAGGUCAAGCAUGCAUGUCUGUCAGAUAAACUGGAUAGAAAAUUUGGAGGUGCAAUAAACCCAUAUAUAUUUAGUCUGUGGGAUCUGUCUUUUCUGAAGCCAGUUGGCACCCUGUCGAAUCUGACUGACUUUGUGCCAACAAAAAACAAAUUAAACACUCAUUUGGCUAAUAAGAUAAAGUGGAAGUUCCAUUGAUUACUGUAUCUAUUAGCACUAUAAACACUUUCAAUGUAUAAUCAUUCAUCAUCAACUCCACAAGACAAUAGUUAACUGGGACUAGUAGUGUGGUUCACCAAUUUCCAUGGAUUGAUGGACUAUAUUUGAGGUUUAACCAUUUAAGUCCGGACAGUAUUUAUUACUACGUUCUUAUAUAGGUGGUCAUGAUUCUUAUCACUCAUUUUGCGAAAUUCACUGAAAAUUAUUAACACAAGUAACACGAUAAGGGUAAAAAUGAGAAAUUGUUUGUCCCUAUAGGUCGAGUCAGGGCUCUAACAGUUACCUAAAAAACGAAUAACGAGGUAUGUUUAAAAAAGCUCCGGUGUUUUUGCUUCUCCUCGAUCCAGUUUUCAACAUAAAAGUGCAACUUGGUAUCUAGUAUUAUCCAUGGUCCAUUAUAAACUCAUAAGUACAGUGAAAGAUAUUCUAGCCUAACAAUAAGACUUGUUUGUAAGACAACAAUUUAGUGACUUGAGGUUAGAAUCAUUUUAGCAUGACAAUUUUAUACCUCCUCGAUAACACAUUUCUCAUGUAUUAAACACCCGAACCGAAAAUCAAGCGACUCUAUGGCCUGUCUGUUAACAAAUUUUUUGGCCAUAAGAAGAUGGUAAGGACCAUUAUAAAAAAAAAAGAUGAUUAGGACACUAAAAUAAAAAUCAUACCAGAUGGCAGACCCAUCAAAUUGUCUUUCCCAGUUAGUUUUCUGAGAAUUUCAGUGUUCAGAAAAUUUGUAUAACCAUCUCUAAUUAAUUAAGAACGGUUGGUGAAUGUGAAAAAUUAACUAGUAUUUACAUCGAAGUGGGGAACCUUUUGUUUUUGUAGUUCUAGGUGGGAUCUCUCAAACUUUGGACCCUUUUUAAUAUAAUUUAUUGAACUCUGCAUAUCAAAUUUUCAACGGGUUAAUGAUAGAGGCAGUCAUUUAUGUUUUGGGUUAUUAACAAAAUAGUUGCUUAUCUUUGAUUUCCCAACAAAUUAGUACCUCGUAUGUCGUAUCAUGUUGCUACCAACAAAAGACAUCUUGCCCAUUACCAUUCAUUCUCAUUCAAACUGUCUUCUCGGCAUGUUACGUCAUCUAAACUGUUAUUCACAAAGUGAAACAAAUUUUCUAAUAAAGUGACACAACACUCGUUUAAAUCAAAAAUCAAACUGCCUAAUCCAUCCAACUCAUUUUGUACAUUUCCGCACCGUAAAGGUAUCUACUCAUUUGAUUUUUUGUUGUUGUUGUGUUGAUAGGAAUUAAUUAGUCUGCAACUUCAUUGGACAUCAAUUUUCGAACAUAGCUAAAAUAUUUUUGAACAAAAUUCAAACUAGGGUUUUUUUUAUAAUGCUUAUAGCUUUUAAGCUAACUUAACUUAUCCCCAUGAAUACAAAUAUCAUAUGACUAUCAUUAUUCCUAAUUCUAUGAAGAUCCUUAUUUGAGAGUUUCACAAUUAUAUAUGUGGGUUUGGAGGAAAAUAUACAGAGACAUGGUGCUCUCCCGUUUGAAUUUGACGACCCUUCUCCGUGUUUAUAUUUUAUAACCAUGGUGGAGCAAGUCACGAACAAACUAUUAGGUAGUUCAUGUUCCCCCCUCUCUCUCUUAUACUCAGUAGCAAGUAUCAGGUGACAAAUAGACCUACCAACUGUCAAGAACCAAUUGAUCCCAAUAACUCGAGUUGUUGGGAGAAGGUUAUGCUGGAUCUUAUACCGCUCUCUAACACGCCCCCUCAAACGAAAGCCAAUCCAUGGGCUUAAAGUUUGCACAGGCCCGCCAUACCAUGUGCUUGAAGACAACUUUUAAUAUUGGGACUCGUGGAAAUUCAAACACACGACCACUUGGUCAAACCAGCUCUGAUAUCAUGUCAAGAACCAAUUGAUCCCAAUAACUCGAGUUGUUGGGAGAAGGUUAUGCUAGAUCUUAUACCGCUCUCUAACACCAACAACAGCAAUACCAACAUAUAUAUAUACCAUAUACAAAGCAGCAGAAACUGCAUAUUUCAGUCACCUUUCCUUUUCCUUUUGAUGUAGUUAUAUAUUGGCGUAAUGUCAAAGGUCAAGACCAUUGAAAACAACUAAGAGACGAUUCUGUGACAAGGGUUAGUUUCCUGGACACCUUAAGACAAAGAUUAGGUAUCUUCUUAUGCCCUUUUCUAUUAGCCAUAGCCCCACAAAAUUAUGUUUUCCCACCAAAACAUAAAGAAGAAAAGUGAAAGAGACGACCAUCAAGACAAAAGAGAGAAAAAAACACACCUCCUCCCCUGUUUUUCCUUCUUUUGUUGUUACUACUACUAGCAUCCAAUGUCUUAACAGUUAUCUCCUUUCAUCCCUUUUGAGGUUGAAUCUUUAAAUCUUAGGCCUUUUUCUUAAGGCUUAUUGUGUUCUUCUUUUUUCUGAAGAUCCCCUUUCAGCAAGUUACCAUUUGGACAUUUAUCCUUUUUCCUCUUCCUUCUUUUCAUUCCCUUUUGCACUUUUUUUGGCCUUGAUCCGUGCUAUAACUUAAUCCCGUUGUGUUUGGAAGCAUUCACAUUCACCAUACUUUUUCCUUGCUUGAGGGGAAAAGGAAGAAAAACUAAUGGAGUUGAAGGUGGGGAGGGAAAAGUUCAAGCUCUUAAUUAUGGUGUUGUUUUCAUGGGUUUCCAUCAUAUAGCUCAUUAUUAUUAAGGUCCACAAUUUGUUGACCUUGGGUUAGAGGGGAUACCCUUUCUCAUUUACUCGCAAGGCGGAUCAUUCUACAUCAGGAUGAAUAGAUGAUUAAUAGGUUUGAGGUAGAAGUUGGUAUAUGGUCGGAUUGGAUACCAAAACAUAUCAAAUUGAUUCAACUUGAUCGUAUAUUGUUUCAAUUCAUUUAUUUCUUUUGUCUUAAAAGAUUCAAUCAAGCUAAAACAUACGACUAGAUAGAUUUGAGAUGGUUUGGCACCUCGAUCAUCCCAAGGUGGUAGCGCAACUUGACUCUUUCUGCUAUGGUGGCCCUCAUUCAGAAUAUAGGAUGAACCAAUUCACUGCAACAUGUCCCUCGUACUCCAAUUUCAUUUUCUGUUGGAGCGUGUUUGGCAAGUCCAUAUCAUCCAUAUUUAUCGUUAAGGCAACUGUUUAGCUAAUUGCCUAGCUAACAAGGGUUUGUCCCUUCCGUUGGGUACCCAUGUUAUUUCUAUUCUUGAUCCGACAUUAGACAUUUGGUCAUGUACAUGGUUGGAUGGCUCAUGCCCCAUCACAUUUUAAUAUGAGAUUGAUGUGCUCAACACUCAUAAAAAAAGACUGAGUAAAGUAUAAAAAUCGAUUUUGGUUAUACAAUCAUUCAAUAAUAAUACAAAUAUCAAUGUAUUUCACCACCCUUAUUUCUCAUCCAAAAUUUUUGUAUGAUAGUGAAACUAACUACUUCUCGGUUAAAAAUAACAACUAACUAGUUCUUGAUUUUGGAUUUGCCCAAUUAUUAGUCUUCAAUACAAGACAUUUAAUGAUCAACCCUAAAUAAAGAAGUUUGCAACUUUGAGGUGUACAAAACAAUUUUUCUACAUGAAAAUGGUGCCCAUUAUCCAUAGAUGCUGCCAUUUGCCAUGCUUUGUAUGAGAAAGAAGAUGGGAGCAAAGAGUUGAGGGAGAAGGUGACCAACUCCCCCCCACUUGCCUGCCAACACUCUGAAAAAAAUGAAAGGAAAUUAAUAUGGAAACUUGGGUUUAGACCUUCUUUGGACUUAAUUGCAAAACUCAGAUUUAUUUCUCUUUUUCUUUCUUCCUUUCACUACGUUUGGAUUAUUGUUAUAGCCAUUGUUAUAGCCACUACUACUAUUUAGCUUCCUGUAGGUACUAGGUCGUCACUUUUCCAACUUUCCCCUCUUUUCACCUUUUCUUUCUUUCGUGUACAUUUUGACCUUUUAGAGGGUCUACGCUCUUACGUCUCUCCAAACAAAGCAAAAGGGCAAAGCCUUGGCAAUUAAAAGGGCACACGAGGCCACUCCUAAACUCGUUCUUCAUGGUUUGAUGCCAAGCAAAAAACAGAGGGGAGAAGACGAGGGAAAAGCUGGUUUAUCUGUAAAGAAGAAGAGUAUAGUUUUUCCCCCUUUAUAUUCCAUCUUUCCCCUGGUCAAAAGCCUCAAUCUUUUGUUUACUUUGUUUGUGGAAAACAAAUUUUGGUGGCAGCUGAAAGACGGGCCCUUUUUCUUUCCCCUCUUUUCCUAACUCAUUGCUUCUUCCAGUCUCACUCUGGGUAGCCAUUGAAAACUAGUACCCAAGGUUUCGGACCCUUUAAUUAAGCCUUACCCGUGAAACCCAUUUGGCGUGUUUGACAUUAUCAGCUGUCCACACACAAUCUGGGUCGUUGUCUCUCUGGGGAAAAGACCCGAGCUUUGGAAGUGGAAUGAUGGGUUUCGAAGAAGGCGGCAAAGGGGGGGAAAUGGCGGGAGGGAGAGUGGUUGAUUGUGGUCACAAGCGUUCAAAGAGCUUCCCUGACAAGAAAGGAUUGAAAGAGGAUGGACCAGAUAGUUCGCUUGGAGCUUCACAACGUAGCAAGCUUGAUAUGGGAUACCUACAGGAGUCUAUCAAAAGCCAGAGAAAACAAUCCCAAAAAGUUGAAGCCCAUAGUUCUUUGAAGCAAGAGAUUCUGCAGCUUGAGAAAAGAUUGCAAGACCAAUUCGAGGUUCGUCGUGCUCUGGAGAAGGCAUUGGGUUACCGGACCUCCUCCCUUGGGGAGAUACCUGAAGACUUAAUGCCGAAGCCAGCCACAGAACUUAUCAAGGAAAUAGCAGUGCUAGAGCUCGAAGUUGUGUAUUUGGAACAGUACCUCCUCUCAUUGUACAGGAAAGCAUUUGAUCAGCAAACAUCUUCAGUCUCUCCAUCCAGCAAGGAAGAAGGCUCCAAAUCAGCUGUUACUACUCCAAGGCUCAGAUUGCAGAAUGUUCCCCCGAGACCCAAUGUCAUGUCAACGAGAGACAAUUUAACGCUUCAAUCACAGGACAACCCAUCAAAGGAAAAACUAUUAUUAGACUCCAGCAUCCAACGCUCUCAAUCCUCUCUCUCACAAUGCUCAGCAUUUCCUGCAAGACUUUCUCCUCCAGAAGCAGAUUCAUCUUUGGGAAGAGCUGUCCGUGCUUGUCAUUCGCAGCCUUUGUCCAUGAUGGAGUACGCGCAAAAUGCAACGAAUAUGAUCAGUUUGGCGGAACACCUUGGGACAAGAAUCUCUGAUCAUGUGCAUGACACACCUAACAAGCUUUCUGAGGAUAUGAUUCGUUGCAUGUCUGCCAUAUACUGCAAGCUUUCGGACCCACCAGUGACAAAUAACGGCUUGUCUUCUCCAGUAUCAUCGAUGUCCUCAAUGAGUGCAUUUUCUCCACAAGAACAAUGUGAUAUGUGGAGUCCUGGGUUCAGGAACAAUUCUUCAUCCUUCGACAUACGGCUAGAGAACCCGUUCCUUGUUGAGGGACUAAAGGAGUUCAGUGGACCAUACAGUACGAUGGUCGAAGUCCCCUGGAUUUAUAGGGAUAAUCAGAAGUUGGGAGAUGUCGAGUCCUUGCUGCAGAAUUUCAGAUCAUUGAUUUGUAGAUUGGAGGGAGUUGACCCAAGGAAGCUGAAACAUGAAGAGAAGCUAGCUUUCUGGAUCAAUGUUCAUAAUUCUCUAGUGAUGCAUGCGUUUCUUGCAUAUGGUAUUCCACAGAACAAUGUCAAGAGACUCUUCCUUCUGUUAAAGGCUGCUUAUAAUGUUGGCGGUCAUACAAUCAGUGCAGACGCGAUUCAGAGCAACAUCCUUCAAUGCCGGAUGUCUCGUCCUGGCCAGUGGAUUAGGUUACUGAUCCCUUCUAGAUCCAAAUUCAAGUCGGGAGAUGAAAGGCAAAGCUACACAAUUGAUCACCCAGAACCCCUGUUGCAUUUUGCACUCAGCUCGGGUAGCCAUUCUGACCCCGCGGUACGUGCCUACACGCCAAAGGCGGUAUAUCAAGAGCUGGAAGCAGCGAAAGACGAGUACAUUCGAGCCACAUUUGGGGUACGAAAGGACCAAAGGAUCCUACUCCCAAAGAUCGUCGAAACUUUUGCAAAGGACUCGGGUCUAAGUCAACCCGCUGUAGUCGAAAUGAUCCAAGGGUCUCUGCCCGAUUCUCUGAGAAAAUGUGUCAGGAAAUGCCAGCUAGGAAAGCCUCGCAAGAUCAUCGAAUGGAUGCCACAUAACUUCAGUUUCCGGUACCUGAUCUCGAAAGAGCUGGCUAGAUGACAUUGCCAUAUACACACUUUGUUGGUAUUGAGUUGAGUUUGAUAUAUAUAUGUUUAGAAUCAAUUCUAUAGGGAAGGGUGUGUUCAUCAUUUUGUAAAAAAGGGGUAAAGUAGGAAGGUGAGAUGUCAGUGAAAGCAUUUUCCAUGUUAGGAGAGUAGAGAUUCUUAACCCAACGCCAAUCUGUUUUUCGUGCCUGGUAAUGGUACAUUGUAAUUGGGCAGUCUGCCUCUGGUGUGCCGUGUCAUCUCAGGAGAAAGGCUAAUAGGUUUCUGUGAUGAUGGUAUCAAGAUUGAUGAAAAUGAAAUGGAAAUGUGUGCAUUGGCUAUUUGUACAUCAAUUCUGCAGCUUUCUCAGAGCAAAUACCAUUGUUUUAUCAGUGUAACUGAAUGGCAAGAUGAAUAGUUUCCUUGUAUCAUGUCUCCUUCAGGUUUACUGGUAUCUCACCAUGAAUGUGUGAUUCAUUGCAACUGCAAAUGUAAAGUUUCCAAAGAGCAGCAACUUGGUUCAACAUAAGAUCCAGCAAGUCCAGAAGUACCAAUCAAGUUCACCUGCAAAAACUAGAGGACCAAAGUAAUUUUAGCAGAAUCAACCACCUUGCUUUCCAAAUACACACGCAUAAAAGAACAACAAAGUAAAGUUGCAGUCUUGGACAAGUGUGCUACAUCCUUUCCUCGCUACAUGUAUAUCAUAUUCUGAUUUCUCCGGCCCGAUCUCUUUGAUUAGUGGCCAGUGGCUCACUGUUUAGUACUCUGCAAUAUAAGAUAAUAUCCCGUACACUUUAGAAAAAUUAUCAAACAUCUUUCUACCAAAAUUUACAUCCAAAUACCGUCAACAAAGGUCGAAACUUGGAGAUUAAAAGGCAUAUAACACAUUACCCAUUAUCGGUUUACUAUUCUACCGUAGGCAAGUUUGGAGCAGCAGCUAGGUGCUGACCUCAAAUGUGCCUAAAUUUGAGGGACAUGCCCAUACGGCUACUAAUGAUGAAAUCAUGAAACAUAUUGAUUUGCUGCUGCAACUGUCAAACAUAAGUUGUUAGGAUAUGCAUAUAUUGUAAUUAUAUGAUGAUGUAAGGCAGCAGGAUCUUCUCCAAUUCUCUGAGGUCAAGAGGAUCACCUACGAUCUAUGCUCUCUGCUUCAUUGACCACCUAUCUCUGUUAUCCAUUUGUGCUGAAUUCAUUCGUCACACGAUGUUAGAGGUUUUAACGACCAAACUAACUUCGAGCUCGAAUCUUUAUAGUGUUGAAGGUUGACGCGUACUCAAUCACAUCAUGGUGGACUUGGCAAGAAGUUUUGAGGUUCAUGAUAAGAUUUUUCGUUUGAGAAAGCAUGUUAGAGUGUUAGCAUGAAAUUUACCUUUUAGUUUCUCUUAACAACUUUAGCUAUUGGGCUUUGGAUCGGAUUGAUUCUUAACUUAGUACCAAAAGUAGGUGCCCGCAAAAGUUUGGUCUGGAACGAGUCAAACUCAUGAAAAUCGCGGCCCGAUAGUGGAAUACAUUUUACGAACAAUG
Molecule: messenger RNA, 10327 nt
Organism: Linum trigynum
Lineage: Eukaryota; Viridiplantae; Streptophyta; Magnoliopsida; Malpighiales; Linaceae
Source: the annotation of a GenBank genome assembly